Molecule: messenger RNA, 1902 nt
Organism: Poeciliopsis prolifica (blackstripe livebearer)
Lineage: Eukaryota; Metazoa; Chordata; Actinopteri; Cyprinodontiformes; Poeciliidae
Exons: 9
Coding region: 115-798 (227 amino acids)
Source: RefSeq, a predicted model, not a curated record
AAUUUUUCAGGGACACCAACGCUGUACUGUACCAGUUUUAUUUGCGUAAUGAGCGCAUGAAGAACACCUGAAAGGAUUCAUUUCGACAGAUCCAUCCUUUAGUUUGUUGCUAAAAUGAAAGAUCAAACGCUCCUGACCCUCACCGCUGUGGUUGUGCUCCUUCUAAUAUUUUUUCUGACUUCAUUUGAUGCACAGGAGAAGGCACAAAAUGUUCUUGGGUUCAAUAAAAUUCACAAAAAAUUCGCAACAGGUACAGCUAAAGUAACACCAAAGUGCAGCCUCUCUGCAGUCUGUCCCUCGGACCACUUUGCUUUUAAAAUCUGGAGUGGAGCUGCUAAUGUAGUUGGUCCAAAAAUCUGCUUUGAUGGUAAAAACAUUAUGAGCAACAUUAUGAACAAUGUGGGACCAGGACUAAACAUUGUGGUGGUAAAUGGUGAGACUGGAGUUGUAGAAAAAUUUGGCUAUCUUAACAUGAUUAGUGGAAACUCGGCAGACAUCUUGGCAUACCUGAAGGGGAUAAAACCAGGAAUGAUUGUGUUGGUGGCCUCUUUUGAUGAUGCAGCAACAAAGAUGACAGAUGAAAUAAGGCAGAUGUUUGUUGAGAUGGGAAGCACUUUGAUCAGCUCUGUUAAGCAAAGAGACAACUGGGUGUUUGCUGGAAGAACGGGGACAAAAAUCAAAGGCUUCUUUGAGCAGCGAGCUGAAAAUGAUAAGAAAACAAAUGUUUUCGAUGGAUGGCCAGAGAUGGUGGAGGUGGGCGGCUGUUUCCCAAGAACCACAAGUGUCUUGAAGACUUGAAGCUAUGGAAAGUAUUUUAUUCUUCAGAAUUAAACAAAACACUCUAAAUGCAUGCUUACCCUUUCUUACAUAGUGGUCGCUGCAGUGGGCAGCUAUUCAGAAAUAGUCUGCUUGCGUUAUUGAACUCCUGCAUGUCACUUCCUAGACCAACCACUAAACAUUAUUAAAAAACAUAAAAUCAUGAACUAGGUGGAAAGUAAUGCUGGGCACUUGGUGAAUGUUUUGGCUUUCCCUCUGUUGUACAAAAUCCUUGCGGGCAAAAAAAAAUAUAUAUAUAUAUAUAUAAAUAACAAUCUGAAUUAAUUGUCAAAAUGUUUAUCUUCUCAUUUUAUACUUGGAGGAUUGGAAUACAUUACCUGUCUAAUGAAGUGGACAUUAUGCAUCAAUGGUUAUGUUUUAGCAGUACUGGUAAUGUGCUGUUCCUGGAAAUACUUGAAUAGCAGCACCUGUUCCUGCAUCAAAAAACAAAACCAAACAAACAUAUUUUGGUUAUUAGCCUGUACUUUUGAUGUUAGUUCAAUUGUGCAUGAAGCAGUUGGUGUAUUUUACUUAUUUUCAAUUUUUUCCACUAUGCAAGUCUACAGGUGGCACAGAGGAGCUUGGUCAAGUGAGCAGAAAGUUAGUACCCUAAAGAUUUUUCUCAAGACAUAAAUGAAGGAUUAGGAAAUAAUAGACAUAGUCAUAAAGGAAGUACAUAAAACUGUUGAGGAUUUGACAUUCACAAAACUUAAGGACAUUAUAAAGCAUUGGAUUUCAGGAUGCUCAAAAAAAAUCUGUUGUUUCAGUGUGGUUGCCUUGUGGAUAUGUUCCUUAGUCGUACCAAUAGGUUGCUGGUUCGGGUCAUUUAGUGCUCAGAGGUUAUUUGUUAAAUUCUGGGGUUAGGUAAAGCAGUAGAGCUCCCAGAGGUAUUAGUUUGAAGGGUGAAAGGAGCAUCUAGAAAGACUCUGUAUAACACUGAGACCUCUUUCACUGUAUUCAAUAAUACUAGAAAAUGGGAAAAUGUGUAUGAUAAUGUUUUUUGCAAUAUUUUAGUUUUUUCCUAUUAAAUAUUAUUAGUGUUUUGUAACAUUCAGCUAAAUCCAAAUGUUUCACACCUUUGGCUGA